Molecule: messenger RNA, 2015 nt
Organism: Condylura cristata (star-nosed mole)
Lineage: Eukaryota; Metazoa; Chordata; Mammalia; Eulipotyphla; Talpidae
Gene: CCN1
Product: cysteine-rich, angiogenic inducer, 61
Exons: 5
Coding region: 224-1372 (382 amino acids)
Biological process (GO): signal transduction
Cellular component (GO): extracellular region
Molecular function (GO): protein binding
Source: RefSeq, a predicted model, not a curated record
CGAGCGAGAGCGCCCUCGAGCAGCACCCGCGCCCUCCACGCCUCUACGGGAAGGUCCUCGAGGGAAGGACGUCCGCAGCCGGCUCGCCUCCCCGGCCUUCGAUUCCCUGCCACCCGGGCCGCCGCAGCCGCACCCCGACCCAGCCGCGCCGGGCCACCCCGCUGCGCACCGGUGUGUGGGUUGUUUUCUUCCGCGCUCGCCUAGACUCCUCCUGCGCGCCACAAUGAGCUCCCACACCGCCCAGACGCUCGCCUUGGUCGUCACCCUGCUCCACUUGGCCAGGCUGGCGCUCUCCACCUGCCCCGCCGCCUGCCACUGCCCCCUGGAGGCGCCCAAGUGCGCCCCGGGAGUUGGGCUGGUCCUGGACGGCUGCGGCUGCUGUAAGGUAUGCGCCAAGCAGCUCAACGAGGACUGCAGCAAAACGCAGCCCUGCGACCACACCAAGGGGCUGGAAUGCAAUUUCGGCGCCAGCUCCACCGCUCUGAAGGGGAUCUGCAGAGCUCAAUCAGAGGGCAGACCCUGUGAAUAUAACUCCAGAAUCUACCAGAAUGGAGAAAGUUUCCAGCCCAACUGUAAACAUCAGUGCACAUGCAUUGACGGUGCUGUAGGUUGCAUUCCACUGUGUCCCCAAGAACUCUCUCUCCCCAACUUGGGCUGUCCCAACCCUCGGCUGGUCAAAGUCACUGGGCAGUGCUGUGAGGAAUGGGUCUGUGAUGAGGACAGUGCCAAGGACCCGAUGGAAGACAGGGAUGACCUCCUGGGCAAGGGAAUGGCAUUUGAUCCCUCUGAGGUGGAAUUAACGAAAAACAAUGAAUUAAUUGCUGUUGGAAAAGACGACUCUCUAAAGCGGCUCCCUGUUUUUGGAAUGGAACCUCGAAUCCUAUACAACCCUUCUUUACACGGCCAGAAGUGUAUCGUUCAAACAACCUCAUGGUCCCAGUGCUCCAAGACCUGUGGAACUGGUAUCUCCACACGAGUUACCAAUGACAACUCCGAAUGCCGCCUGGUGAAAGAAACCCGGAUUUGUGAAGUGCGGCCUUGUGGACAGCCCAUGUACAGCAGCCUGAAAAAGGGCAAGAAAUGCAGCAAGACCAAGAAAUCCCCCGAACCAGUCAAGUUUACUUACGCAGGAUGUUCAAGCGUGAAGAAGUACCGGCCCAAGUACUGUGGCUCUUGCGUGGAUGGCCGUUGCUGCACGCCCCUGCAGACCAGGACAGUGAAGAUGCGGUUCCGCUGUGAAGACGGGGAGACAUUUUCCAAGAACGUCAUGAUGAUCCAGUCCUGCAAAUGCAACUACAACUGUCCACAUGCCAAUGAGGCAGCGUUUCCCUUCUACAGGCUGUUCAAUGACAUUCACAAAUUUAGGGACUAAAUGCCACCUGACUUCCCAGCACAAGGAACAGGGACAAACAGGGGAGAAGAGGGCCAGAAUCAUGGAGACAUGGAUGGGGGCAGUGGGGGUGAAGGGACUCAUUGUAGAAGGGAUGCAUUGCUCAUUGUUGAGUAGUUUUAAGGUAUUUCGAAACUGCCAGGUGUGCUGACGGACACUAAUGCAGCCGCGAUUGAAGAAUACUUUGCUUCAUAAUAUUGGAGCACAUGUUACUGCUUCGUUUUGGAGCUUGUGGUGUUGAUGACCUUCUGUUUUCUGUUUGUAAAUUAUUUGGUAAGCAUAUUUUUCUCUAGGCUCUUUUCUUUCACUUCUACAAUGGUAAAAGAUAAGAUUAACUGAACGGUUUAACCUUCAUCCUUUGACAGAAGUAAAUGGGAAGGGGGUUCCAACCCCUCCUGAGGUGACACUCUGUGAGUGUCUGUGAGAGGCAGCUAUCUGCACUCUAAAACUGCAAACAGAAAUCAGGUGUUUUAAGACUGAAUGUUUUUAUUUAUCAAAAUGUAGCUUUCGGGGAGGGAGGGGAAAUGUAAUACUGGAAUAAUUUGUAAAUGACUUUAAUUUUAUAUUCAGUGAAAAGAAUUUAUUUAUGGAUUUAAUCAUUUAAUAAAGAAAUAUUUACCUAAUA